Pseudomassariella vexata is the source of this 474-nucleotide messenger RNA. RefSeq lists its product as uncharacterized. Bases 1 to 474 code for a protein of 157 amino acids. The transcript has a single exon. Lineage: Eukaryota; Fungi; Ascomycota; Sordariomycetes; Amphisphaeriales; Pseudomassariaceae. The record is from RefSeq and is a predicted model, not a curated record.
AUGGUCCCCUUCCUAGCUUACGUCGCUUAUUCAGUCACUCGAGCUGGCAACCGGGGCCUGUUCGCUAAGCCGGAAGCCGGGGACGAUCUGGGGCUUGGCGACGGCGCCGAGUCUCCCUUCAACGUGGAGCUCGAACCGUGGCCCCCAUCGACUUCAAUGGCGAAGUCUCGUUCUCUUUUGUCGACAACCGAACUCGCUGCGCCAACGAUUGCGUACACAACAGGAACAACGAGCGAAUACCAGCAUUUGCCCGAGCAUGACGACCAAUUGACGAGCCUUUCUGAACUACGCGGAAAACGAGCACACUCCCUCGCGCCAUCGCGUGGAAUCAUCAGCCGCACCAACUCCUUCGACACCGUCACCAACCCCGCGAGCAGCACCGUUGACGGUAAUGAGGUGACGAAGCCGCAAGUCAAGCGACGACGACAACGCGCAACCGAGGCCGAGGCCUGCUGGAAGAAGUACUGGGCUUGA